Molecule: messenger RNA, 720 nt
Organism: Gymnodraco acuticeps
Lineage: Eukaryota; Metazoa; Chordata; Actinopteri; Perciformes; Bathydraconidae
Gene: chek2
Product: checkpoint kinase 2
Molecular function (GO): protein binding
Source: RefSeq, a predicted model, not a curated record
GACAGACAGACAGGUGAGCGACAGACAGACAGGGGAGCGACAGACAGGCGAGCAACAGACAGGCGGCUUCACUCAGUAAUCGAUCAUUGUUGUUAAUGUUGAGAUUUAUGAGUAUUUAUUGUCAUUAUUAUUAUCUUUUUUCUCUGUCUGUCCCGCCGUCUCUCCUCCUGCCGACCCGGAAGCAGAGCCAAAUCCACGUGACCGGUGUUCUAAGCUCUCAUUGGCUGGGACGAUCACAUGACAUUAGAGGAGAAGACGGCAGACGGAAGCGCGCGGAUCCCACUGCAAGUGCACAUGUCCCGGUGUGUUUACCUUCAGAGGACCGAGCUCAGCUUCAGGAACAGAAGGAAGCUGUGGAGCUGAAAGGUUAACUCUCGAGGAGCAGGAACAUUAACAGAUUGAUGAAACAGCUGCAGAGCUGGAAAAUGUCUGAAGAGGUUCCACAUGAGGCGGAUCAUACCCAGUCCACCCAGUCCACCCAGUCCCUGUCCCAGGCUCUCUCCACCCUGUCCCCGACCCAGUCCCCGACCCAGGCUAAGUCCCAGUCUAAGACCCAGCAGGGCUCCAGCUCUUCCAGCGGUCCCACCUCCUCCUCCAGCGGCUCUGGGACUCUGAGCAGCGUCGACACCAUCCCUGUCACUCUGUCCUCCGUCCCAGAGGAGCCAGAGCCUCAGCCCUGGGGCCGCCUGCUGCCCAUGGCCCGGGGCUUCAGGAGCCACG